This is a messenger RNA of Vanderwaltozyma polyspora DSM 70294, 531 nucleotides long. Its product is annotated as putative metallothionein. Lineage: Eukaryota; Fungi; Ascomycota; Saccharomycetes; Saccharomycetales; Saccharomycetaceae. The record is from RefSeq and is a predicted model, not a curated record. The coding region runs from base 1 to 531 and encodes 176 amino acids. The transcript has a single exon.
AUGGUCAAGCAAGUAGGUAAAUGUAAUGAUCAAUGCGAAUGUACAUCAUGUCAAACUUCAUGUUCAUGUGGAAAUAGUUCGCAACCUUCAACAUGCGGUGACAAGAAAUGUACCUGCCAAAGCAACUCAAAAUGCUGUGAUAAAGAUGAUUGUAUUGGCAAUAAGAAGGUAGAUUGCAGCUGUGAACAAAAGGAGAGAGGUUGUUGUAAGAAACAAAAGUGUAGUUGCUGUGAAAAGGUAUGUUCAUGCUCAUGCUCAUGCUCAUGCUCAUGUUCAGGUAAGCCAAAAAUCUGCUGUAGAACUAAUAUUCCAAAAUGUACUUGCGGAAUAGAAAUUUGUACAUCUCAAUGUUCAUGUACAAUCAAAAGUUGUCACAAGAGCCAGGAAAAACCAUGUGAUUCAAAGAAUAUCUGUAUCUGCAAAAUAAAGAUAUGUUGUGAGUGCUGUGAGGAUUCAGAUUUAUGCUUAAAUAAACAAAAAGGGUGUGCUACUUCCAAAAAAAGUUGUGAUUGCUCUUCUGAAAAGGAUUGA